GUUUCAUCGUCCUCCUCAUCGUUGAGCUCUGGAAUCAAACCUCUCUCGGUGGGAAGCUGAAAAGCGAGAGCUUUGUUGAUAUUUUUGAGAAAAAGGAGAAUCAAUCAUUUGUGAGGUGAGGUAGGGAGCAUUAAUGGCAGACGCAGUGGUUGCAUUUGGUUUGCAUUUUCUCUGGGAGCUUCUCAUUCGAGAAUCCAAUCGGCUCAAAGCAGUCCAAGAACAAGCCACCGAGCUGCAAAACGAUCUGAGACGGCUAAAAUCUUUCGUGAAAGACGCAGAAGCAAGAGCGAGAGAGUUAAGACUUGCGUACAAGAGAUCGUAGAGAUUGUGUAUGAUGCUGAAGAUAUAAUCGAGAGCUUUCUUAUAAACCAAGAAAGGUUAGGGAUCAAGAAGCAUUUAAAGAGAGUUUCUUGCAUCACAUUUGCUCAUCAGAAGCUUAGCUCUCAGAUCAGAGGCAUAAGCAGAAGGAUCUCCAAGGUUAUAGACAAUAUGGAGACGUUUGGAGUUAGAGAGAUUAUAAACAAAGUUGAAGAAGAAGAAGAUCAAGAGACUUUACCGGAAAGAGUUAUGAGGCAAUCUUUUCCUAGCGUACUCUGAAAGCAGUCUUGUUGGUGUGGAACAUAGUGUUGAGAAACUAGUUGGUCAUCUCGUGGAAGAGAAUGGAGUUCAAGUUGUUUCUGUUUGCGGUAUGGGCGGCAUUGGGAAAACAACUCUUGCAAGACAAGUUUUUCAUCAUGAGAAGGUCCGGCGUCGUUUCAAUGGAUUUGCUUGGGUGUUUGUUUCACAAGAGUGUAGGCAAAAGCAUGUGUGGCGAGGGAUAUUACAGAGCCUUAUGCCGAAAAACGAGGAACAAAGAAUUGUGGAAAUGACAGUUUCUGGACUACAAGAUGAGCUCUUUAAACUACUUGAAACUUAGAGAUGUUUGACUGUGCUUGAUGAUGUAUGGAGCAGUGCAGCUUGGGAGCUUAUAAAGCCAGCUUUUCCACAUAGAUCAGGUAGCAAGAUCUUACUCACUUCUCGGAAUGAGAGUGUUGGUUUGCAUCCAGAUCUAAGAUGCAUUAUCUUUAGGCCUAGGUUCCUAACUCAUGAUGAUAGCUGGGAAGUUUUUCAAAAGAUAGCUUUGAUUGAGAGAAAUGAUAUAGAGUUUGAGGUUGAUGAUUUAACGGAAGAGAUACAACAAAUGCUCAAACACUGUGGAGGGUUACCAUUAGCUGUAAAAACUCGUGGAGGGUUGCUAGCUACAAAACGUACAGCUUCCGAGUGGAGAAAGGUACACAACAAUAUCAGAUCUCACAUCGCAGGAGAGAUUGGGGAAAAUAGUGGUUUGAUAAUUAAUGUGAUAACUUUGAGUUAUGAAGACUUACCUUCUCAUUUGAAGCACUGCUUUCUUUACCUUGCUCAUUUUCCGGAAGAUCAUGAGAUACAAACAGAGACAUUGUUUAAUUACUGGGUCGCAGAAGGGAUAGUGAUGGUGGGAAGUGAAGAGAGUACUAUUGUAGAUGUCGCAGAGGAUUAUCUCGAGAAGUUGGUCAAGAGGAGUAUGGUUUUAGUAGGAAAGAGGAACAUUGUGACAUCAAGAAUAGAAUCUUGUCGUCUACAUGAUGUGGUUAGAGAAGUCUGUUUAUUUAAAGCCAAAGAAGAAAGUUUCAUGCAAGUUUUCAAUGCUCAGAGCAGUGUCUUGGAUGCUACUAGUACUCGAAGAGUUGCUGUACAUUUAGUUGAUGAUGAUGAAAAUGAACCUGUUAUAUUUCAGCAGAGGAAGAUUCAAAACCUCAAAGCAAGGGCCCUUUUGUAUAUCACUAGAGACUUCCAUCCUUGGAUAUUAUCAACCCGGAGUUUUCGAGGUUUAGAAUCUCUUAGAGUCUUGGAUCUCUUUGGAGCUCAGUUCAGAAGACCCAAGUUACAUAAGAGCAUAGGGAAGCUCAUCCACUUGAGGUACUUGAGUUUGAAAGAGACAAACUUGUCUGUAUUACCAUCUUCUCUAGGAAACCUUGAGUUGUUGGUUUAUUUGGAUUUAGAGAUUUAUGAGACAAUGGUUCACAUACCAGAUGUCUUAAAGAAGAUGAAGAAGCUGAGGUAUCUUAUGUUACCUGAUGAACUCAGCAAUAAAACAAAGCUGGAAUUAAGUGGUUUAGUGAAGUUGGAGACUCUCAAGAACUUCUCAUUAAAGCACAGUAGCGUCAAAGAUCUAAUCAAUAUGACCAAACUCAGAACUUUGUGGGUCUGUUGUGCCUAUGGUAACCUUGCAGAAGGAGUCUUACCUUUGUCCCUCGGUGCAUCAUUGAAACACUUGGAGGAGCUAAUGUUAUACAACAAAAGAAACGGCCAAGAACAAGUCCAACCCUCCAAAAUCGAUGCAGGAGCCUUUGUUUCUGGUUUCCAAAGACUUAACCAGCUAAGGUUAGAUAUAGAGAUUGAAACGUUACCUAAUGAACUUCAGUUCCCUUCCUGUAUCACCUCUGUUUCGUUAUCCUCUUGUGUCCUACAAGAGGAUCCAAUGCCAGUUCUUGAGAAGCUACACAGUUUAAAGAUUGUUAGUCUAGAGCUGAAUGCAUUCACAGGGAGGAAAAUGGUCUGCUCGAAAGCCGGGUUCCCUAAACUGCUUACUCUAGAGUUUUGGAUACUCGACAACCUUGAGGAAUGGGUUGUAGAAGAAGAGUCCAUGCCUUGUCUUUGUCAUUUGGAGAUCAAUGACUGCAGAAAGUUGAAGAGUCUUCCUGAUGGGUUAAGGUAGAUAACUAGUUUAGAGGAGGUGAGAGUUGGAUGGAUGGAAAAUGCAUUCAAGGAUAAGUUGAUCCAAGGUGGAGAAGAUUACUACAAGAUACAGUAUGUAUCUUAUGUUGUGUUUCACAAUUGCAGUGACGAAUGAUAAAGAAGUACAAUAACA
Molecule: messenger RNA, 2887 nt
Organism: Brassica oleracea var. oleracea
Lineage: Eukaryota; Viridiplantae; Streptophyta; Magnoliopsida; Brassicales; Brassicaceae
Product: probable disease resistance protein At1g58602
Exons: 4
Coding region: 1181-2734 (517 amino acids)
Biological process (GO): defense response to other organism
Molecular function (GO): ADP binding
Source: RefSeq, a predicted model, not a curated record